Molecule: messenger RNA, 1159 nt
Organism: Malurus melanocephalus (red-backed fairy wren)
Lineage: Eukaryota; Metazoa; Chordata; Aves; Passeriformes; Maluridae
Gene: HSPB2
Product: heat shock protein family B (small) member 2
Exons: 2
Coding region: 66-788 (240 amino acids)
Biological process (GO): response to heat; protein refolding
Molecular function (GO): protein folding chaperone; structural constituent of eye lens
Source: RefSeq, a predicted model, not a curated record
CCGGGGGGACAUGCCGGGUGUCCCCGAGGUGUCGCCGGGCACUGCUCUCCCCUCUCCCCGCUGGAAUGCAGCGAGGCGCUGCCCCAGCCCGGCACCCCAUGGCCGGUGCGCGGGGCUAUUUUGGUUCCUCUCUUUCCUCGCACACUCCUCCCUUUGGAAUUCUCCCAGCCGAGGGCUCGCAGCCUGCAGCCUUCACUCUGCGAGGCAGCGAACGGUGGGGAGGUGCCCGUCCCUGUCCCGCCAUGGCCACCCGCACCGUGCCCCACGCCUACCCCAUGAGCUCCGAGUACGAGUUCGCCAACCCCAGCAAAAUCUACGACCAGAACUUUGGGGAAGGUGUGUCCCCAUCCGAGAUUUUGGCCCCUGCCCUGUACCACGGCUACUACAUCCGUCCCCGCAUCAACAAGCAGCUGGAGAGGGGCACCUCGGAGAUCUGCCUSAACCAGCACAAGUUCCAGGUGUUCCUGGACGUCUGCCAGUUCCUGCCCGACGAGCUGAGCGUCCGCACCGUGGACAACCUGCUGGAGGUGGUGGGCCAGCACCCACAGAAGGCUGAUCGCCACGGAUUUAUCUCCAGGGAGUUCACCAGGACCUACAUCCUGCCCCUGGACGUGGAUCCCUUGCUGGUCAGRGCCACUUUGUCCCAUGAUGGCAUCCUGAGCAUCGUGGCUCCCCGGACAGGCAAGGAGCUGAAGGCAAGAGUCAACGAGGUGAAGAUAACCCAGCAGGAGCAGCCAGAGGGGAGAGAAGAACAGUCCCAGGAGGGGAAAGAGAAGGAAAAGUCCUAAAGGGUGUGGUUGUGGGGAGGUUKGGGGGACAGGGAUGGGGUAUCACAAUGCCAGGACUCUGUUUCUCACCACCAGUGUUCAGCAGGGCCCUGAGGCAGCCACGCUUCUGCUCCUCAAGGCUGAUGGCUGGAAAAGAAGGGACUUGGAACUGGGAAAAAAAAAAAAAAAAACAGUGGGACUGAAGUGUGAGUGUGAGUGACUGCAGUGCAAGCUUUCCCCUAGGUCAGGUCACCGUGCAGGGCGCUCUGCUCCCACCCCAGGAUCACUCCCACCCUAAAUUGUGAGGCUGUGUCUCAGUUCUGGACCGUGCUCCGGAGGAAAAAGGGGAUCCCAGUGCCCAGAUGCUGCCCUGGGUGGCUGUGGGGGGUGAG